Messenger RNA from Pediculus humanus corporis (human body louse), 1404 nucleotides. RefSeq names its product vacuolar amino acid transporter, putative. The transcript has 9 exons. Gene Ontology annotation, molecular function: amino acid transmembrane transporter activity. The coding region runs from base 1 to 1404 and encodes 467 amino acids. Lineage: Eukaryota; Metazoa; Arthropoda; Insecta; Psocodea; Pediculidae. The record is from RefSeq and is a predicted model, not a curated record. Gene Ontology annotation, biological process: amino acid transmembrane transport.
AUGUCGGGUGAUGAUAGAGGAAAAUUAGUUGAAAAAUUUUACAUAUUGGAUAAUAGUAAAAGUUUUGAAAAACAGGAUCUCAUAAGUUCAUCAAAUUCAUGUCUUUUAUUCGGCGACGCGAAUGGCGAAUUAAUUGAAUCGAAAAAAAAAGAUAAAUCUUCACUUUUAUCAGCGAGUUUUAAUUACAUCAAUUCCAUUAUCGGAAGUGGCGUCAUUGGGAUACCAUUUGCAUUGAGAGAAGCAGGAUUCGGUUUGGGAUUGUUAAUGUUAAUCCUUGUCGCACUCGUUACUGAUUAUUCUCUUAUAUUAAUGAUAAAAUGCGGUUAUUUAUCUGGAAAUUUCACUUAUCAAGGCAUCAUGGAAUCUGCAUUUGGUAAACCUGGAUUCAUACUUUUAAGCAUUCUUCAAUUUGCUUAUCCGUUCAUUGCAAUGGUUUCUUACAACAUAGUCGUUGGUGAUACAAUGACAAAAGUAUUUGUAAGAAUGUUAAAAUUAGAUGGUAAUUCAUUUUUUUCACAAAGGGAAGUUGUAGUUUUUCUAGCCACGACUUUUAUCACACUCCCACUGUGUUUGUAUAAUGACGUCGUCAAAUUGACAAAAGUUUCCUUUUUCUCGCUCGUUUGCGAGGGUUUCAUACUAUUGGUAGUAAUGGCGGAAUUUUUCAUGCUUUAUUCCGUGGUGCCUAAAACGGAUGAUGCAUGGAAUUUUAUCAAUACAAAUUUAAUUCCAGCCGUUGGAGUCAUGACGUUCGCUUUCAUUUGUCAUCAUAAUACAUUUUUAAUAUUUGGAAGUAUAAAAGAUGUUAAUCAAAAAAAAUGGAAUCAAGUAACUCACAUAUCAAUGACGGUAUCAUUUUUAAUUGCAUUCGUUUUUGGAAUUGUUGGUUACGCGACGUUCACUGGAGUUUCACAGGGAGAUUUAUUAGAAAAUUAUUGUCCAGAUGAUGAUCUUAUAAGUGCUGCGAGAAUAUUUUUUGGAAUUUCCAUACUUUUAACGUAUCCGCUCGAUUGUUUUGUUGCAAGAGAAAUAAUAGGAUAUAGUUUUUUUGACGUUACUAACACUCUGACGAAAAAUCAACAUUUUUUCAUAACUUUUUUACUCGUUUUCAUAAGUUAUUUGAUUUCCGUUUCGACCGAUUGUCUUGGAAUCGUUCUGGAACUUAACGGUGUUUUAGUUGCCGUUCCCUUAGCUUACAUACUUCCGGCUCUUUGUUUUUUAAAACUGGAACCAUCAUCCCUCUUGUCUAAAAAUAAAUUAUCACCCAUAAUGUUGUUCUUGUUUGGAUUGGUCGUCGCUUUUCUCGGCAUUAUUUUUGUCGUAAAUAAUUACAAGACUUUGGGAAAUUGUAAACAUGGAGAAAUCAUGGAGUAUUGUAAGAAAAACACAACGACAUCCAUAACGUAA